AUACUUGUUGCCUACUCAUUCUUCCCUGACUUAUAAUAUCUACGCUCAGUUGAACACAACACAACACAACACUCGCUCAUAUUCCUUCUAAUUCUCAGGGUUGUUUGUGAGGUAUAUCAUCAAAUCAAAUCAAAUCAUGGGAGAUAGUCAAUACUCGUUUUCUCUUACAACUUUUAGUCCUUCUGGUAAGCUUGUUCAGAUUGAACAUGCUUUAACUGCUGUUGGUUCUGGACAAACUUCUCUCGGUAUCAAAGCUGCAAAUGGAGUUGUCAUUGCCACAGAGAAGAAACUGCCAUCUAUAUUGGUUGAUGAAGCAUCAGUCCAGAAAAUUCAGUUAUUAACACCAAAUAUAGGUGUUGUAUACAGUGGCAUGGGUCCUGAUUUCCGAGUUUUGGUUCGAAAAAGCAGGAAACAGGCUGAGCAGUAUCACCGAUUGUAUAAGGAACCAAUCCCUGUCACUCAACUUGUAAGGGAAGUUGCUGCUGUUAUGCAGGAAUUUACUCAGUCUGGUGGUGUUAGGCCAUUUGGAGUGUCCCUGCUUGUUGCUGGGUUUGAUGAUAAUGGACCACAACUAUAUCAGGUAGAUCCAUCAGGUUCAUAUUUUUCUUGGAAAGCUUCUGCUAUGGGGAAAAAUGUUUCUAAUGCUAAGACAUUUCUUGAGAAGAGAUACACUGAUGAUAUGGAGCUUGAUGAUGCAGUCCACACAGCCAUAUUGACUCUGAAGGAAGGGUUUGAGGGACAGAUCUCAGCAAAAAACAUUGAAAUCGGCAUCAUUGGUGCAGACAAAAAGUUCAGGGUAUUGACACCAGCUGAAAUUGAUGAUUAUUUGGGCGAAGUAGAAUAAAUCUGCAAAGAAGAAUCCAAUGUCCCCAAAGUUGGUGUUUAUUUCAUAGUUGAGUUUAAUUGAAUUUCAAGAUGGGUUGAUGAAUGAAGACUUGUGAUGGCACUGGCAAAUUUGUGAGCUACUCUUGUGGUGGCCAGCAAGCCUUCUGAAAAACUUUUAUCCAAAGUCAUCAGAAUUACUAUACCCUAGCUUGUUUAAAUAUAAUAUGACAAUGGCCUUUAGUGAACACUAAUUUAUUUAUUUUUCCUUUUAUUAUCCGAUUGCACCUUAUUUAUAUGUGAUGAAUUGGGGAUCUUAGAUCAAUAUUUCCUUUUCAAA
Messenger RNA from Medicago truncatula (barrel medic), 1162 nucleotides. Its product is annotated as proteasome subunit alpha type-2-A. The transcript has 11 exons. The record is from RefSeq and is a predicted model, not a curated record. Gene Ontology annotation, cellular component: proteasome core complex, alpha-subunit complex; proteasome core complex. NCBI's taxonomy places the organism in Eukaryota, Viridiplantae, Streptophyta, Magnoliopsida, Fabales, Fabaceae. Gene Ontology annotation, biological process: ubiquitin-dependent protein catabolic process. Bases 137 to 844 code for a protein of 235 amino acids.